AUGGCGAGAAAACAUAACCACCCAUCCCUCCGUCUGGCCAGCACAAUCCACCGCGGGCACAACCUCAACAAUGCCUUGCUCCGGAUAUUGGUUGAAGAGCUCGAGCCACCGACGCUCUUUACAGUCAAGCGGCCGGCUUGGGCCCUUGGCAACGGGCUGCCGAUGAGAAAUGCCUGUCAAAGAGGCCUGCAAAGAGGCCUGCAAAGACGCCUUUCAAAAACGCCUGGCAAAGAUAUCUGCAAAGAGGCCUGGCAAAGAGGCCUGGCAAAGACGCCUGUCAAAAACGCCUGGCAAAGAUAUCUGCAAAGAGGCCUGAAAAAGACGCCUGGAAAAGGGGCCUGCCUAAGACAACUGCAAAGAGGCCUGGCAGAGAUGCCUGGCAAAGACGCCUGGCAAAGAUAUCUGCAAAGAGGCCUGGAAAAGACGCCUGGAAAAGAGGCCUGCCUAAGACAACUGCAAAGAGGCCUGCCUAAGACAACUGCAAAGAGGCCUGGCAAAGACGCCUGGCAAAGACGCCUGGCAAAGACGCCUGGCAAAGACAUCUGCAAAGAGGCUUGGCAAAGAGGCCUGCCUAAGACAACUGCAAAGAGGCCUGGCAAAGACGCCUGGAAAAGACGCCUGGAAAAGAGGCCUGCCUAA
Acanthosepion pharaonis is the source of this 639-nucleotide messenger RNA. The record is from the annotation of a GenBank genome assembly. Lineage: Eukaryota; Metazoa; Mollusca; Cephalopoda; Sepiida; Sepiidae.